This is a messenger RNA of Prunus dulcis (almond), 1614 nucleotides long. RefSeq lists its product as uncharacterized. The coding region runs from base 1 to 1614 and encodes 537 amino acids. Lineage: Eukaryota; Viridiplantae; Streptophyta; Magnoliopsida; Rosales; Rosaceae. The record is from RefSeq and is a predicted model, not a curated record. Gene Ontology annotation, biological process: meristem development; meristem maintenance. The transcript has 6 exons.
AUGAGGACGAAACACAAGGCCACCGAGGUUAGACCAUCUGUUCAAGGUUCCCGUCGCCUGAAGACCACAGUUGCACAGGGUACGAAAGGUAACUCUUCAGCGGCUUCCUCAAGCUCGAAAAAACGGACGCCAGCCAAACGAAUAUCGGGUCCUAUGGGUAAUGGGGUGUUCGGGGUACGUGUGUUCAUACCAAGAGACCGCAAUCCUUGUUCACCCGUGCUUCACUUCGAUUUGGAGGAACAUAUCUCCUUCAAGCUCACUUUAAAAAAAAUCAGAGGGUGUGGAAACAACGACAUAUGUGCUACAUGGUAUAACAAAGCAAUGCACGACACGGUGAAAGCAAAGGUGAAAGAAUCUGGAUUUUUGCCCUUUUUGUCAAUACUGGGACAUGGAAAGAAAGGGGAUAGGCCAUUACUUGUGGCCUUAGCUGAGAGAUGGUGGGACACUACCCACACAUUCCCCUUCGAUGAAGUUGGAGAGAUGACAAUGACCCCGACGGACUUCGCAGCUAUCACAGGAUUGCGUGUUGGUGGGAAGCGAUUAACGUACGACUUGGACAUUUACAGAAACAAGAACAAGGUGGUGAAAUUGUUUGGGAAGCCAAUUGCAGACCUACUGGCAGGGGAAAGGAGAGUGCCGUAUGAAAGCCUUUGCACUCCGUACUGGAAGAAGAAUCCGAAAGAUGAUAAAGAAGCUGACCAAAUUGCAAGGGCAUUUAUACUGUGCUUGAUUGGCUCCUCAUUCCUCAAUGACAAGAGCCAAUACGUGAGUAUGCACUACGCCCCCUGUCUGGAAAUAGUCUCAGACAUUGGUAAAUAUGACUGGGGCGGUGCGGCGUUGGCUUGCUUGUAUAGAUCAUUGGAUUCUUGUUCCAGGGGCAGGUCAUCAAGCAUGGGCGGGUAUUGGAGGGCAUGGGAGGUAUGGGCUUGCGAGUACCUAAAGCCGUUUGCUUUAUCAAGGCCCAGUGGGACCUUGAACACGUGGCCCAGAACAUUGAGGUGGGUUGGUGCAAAAUCAAAGCGGGACUUGCAACAUCACUUGGAACAUUUUAGAGUGAUGAUGCGACAUCUAACAAAUGAUCAGCGAGUCGCAAUGCAAAGUUUAGGCACCACAGAACCUCAAGUACCCAAAAUUCCACCGACGACAAUGCUUUCUGAUUAUAAGCUAAAUGAUGAGGCAGAAGUCAGGGAAGCACUGAAUGGGUACCCCGCUUCAGAAUGGCUUGCAAAUUCAUCCAACUAUGGCCACUACAGAGAUGAGUACAUAAGGUACCGCCACUAUGAGGACUUGCGUGAAGCGGAAGGAGAAGAUCGAAAUCUCGGAGGGGCCAAAAUCAGGGUAGGAAACAUCUCUCCUCAGCCAUGGUCAGUGCGAAUACCAUGCUGGGCAGCCGAAAAUGGAAGUAAACUUGUGCGGAUACCGCGUGGCCAAGAUAGCCUUGAUCUACCAUUACCUGCUGGUGUGACACAUGUAACUGCUGAAGCUGCGACCGAGAUUUUAGAGCUGAAUGCUGGGUUGAAUGCCGUACUUUUUUCAACUUCAUUGGAAGUAAGCAUAGAGAUCAGUCGCCUACGGCAAGAGAUUGUGAGUCGGUCGACUUUCAUUUCAGACUGA